GCUACACUGGAGGAAAGCACACCCAGGUCUCACAUUAAAGAAGCCAAACUGUCUGCUUCAAAGAAAAAAGGCAACAUCCUGUCACAGGCCAUGCUCUGGCAAAAAUCCACAGCGCCAGAUCAAGCCCCGGCCCCGGCCCGGCCGUACCAGGGCGUCCGCGUGAAGGAGCCAGUGAAGGAACUGCUGAGGCGGAAACGUGGCCAUGCCAGCAGCGGGGCGGCGGUGACACCGACCGCGGUGGUGCUGCCCCAUCAGCCCCUGGCCACGUACACCACAGUGGGUCCUUCCUGCCUUGACAUGGAGGUCGCUGCCUCCACCGUGACGGAGGAGGGGGCCCUGUGUGCCGGCUGGCUCUCUCAGCCUGCCCCUGCCACCCUCCAGCCCCUGGCCCCGUGGACACCCUACACUGAGUAUGUGUCCCAUGAAGCUGUCAGCUGCCCUUACUCAGCUGACAUGUAUGUGCAGCCGGUGUGCCCCAGCUACACUGUUGUGGGGCCCUCCUCUGUGCUGACCUACGCCUCCCAGCCACUCAUCACUAAUGUCACGACGAGAAGUGCCACCACACCCACAGUGGGCCCCCAGCUGGAGGGCCCAGAGCACCAGGCACCGCUCACCUACUUCCCGUGGCCUCAGCCCCUGUCCACGCUGCCCACCUCCACCCUGCAGUACCAGCCUCCGGCCCCCGCUCUGCCCGGGCCCCAGUUUGUCCAGCUCCCCAUCUCCAUCCCUGAGCCAGUCCUUCAGGACAUGGAAGACCCCAGGAGAGCCAUCAGUUCCCUGACCAUCGACAAGCUACUGUUGGAGGAAGAGGAUAGCGAUGCCUAUGCGCUCAACCACACGCUCUCCGUGGAAGGCUUUUAGGGCUGGCUCCCACCUGAGAAUCCUGCUCCCUGAACCUGGGAUUGAACCUCAGAUUUCUAUCUGUAUGGAGCAGCCAUUUCUUAACUACACUUUUUACCCCAGAGUAGAAUUGCAAAUUGACAUCCUUCCUCUCUCCCUCCUUCUCUCCU
Messenger RNA from Myotis lucifugus (little brown bat), 1010 nucleotides. RefSeq names its product POU class 2 associating factor 1 (gene POU2AF1). The transcript has 5 exons. Gene Ontology annotation, cellular component: RNA polymerase II transcription regulator complex. Gene Ontology annotation, molecular function: transcription coactivator activity; DNA binding; POU domain binding. The record is from RefSeq and is a predicted model, not a curated record. NCBI's taxonomy places the organism in Eukaryota, Metazoa, Chordata, Mammalia, Chiroptera, Vespertilionidae. Bases 91 to 861 code for a protein of 256 amino acids. Gene Ontology annotation, biological process: positive regulation of transcription by RNA polymerase II.